AGUAUAUCAUGAAAUCUUGCUAUAUUCUCUCGAGAGUGUGGGUGUGGAUGAAGAUGUCUUCUCCGACACCCACACUCACACCCGCGCAAAAUUUCAAAGAUAAGUUCCUACUUAAUCGUCCAACUGCAACUGUCAAAAAUCCCGAAAGAAUGAGCAAAAUGUUUUAAAUAAAAAUUUCGGUAAAGUGUCAACUACUUCACGAAAUUCUCUGUAAAAUUCUGCAUAUUUGGAUGGAUGUUUUAGAUUUUUGAAAGGAAUAUUUGACAGAAACAGUUUUUAGAGAAAAAAAAUGGAAAAUUACUAAAAAAAAAGUUUUUUUUUUUUUGUAAACCACGCAUCUUUUAAUUUAAAACUUAUACCAUUUUGUUCAGAAUUUAAUUUUAAAUCUGAUGACAAAAUAAUAAAUAUCUUAUAGAGCGUAUCUGACUAUUGAAAAUAUGGUUUUUCCAAGGUGCACUGAAAAAUAUUGACAGGUAUUAGUUCCUAUUUAUGUUCCAUAAUUUAUACUUUAAUCAUUGCCGUUCAUGAGCAAAAGCUUGCACAAAUUAAUAAUUUUGCGUCAACAAGAAAAACUUUCUUUGAAAAACAAAAUCAAUAGUUUUGUAGAGCUUCAAAUUCUCUAUCUAUUCAUAGAUAAAGAAAUUUUCUAUUUGUUCCAAAAAUAGAAAAAAAAUGCAUUAACAUUUUAUCCAAUUUAUCAUGCCCAACCUGUUAGUGAGUGAAUAUUUUUUUGCCUAUAAACAGUUCAUCUUAGCAGAGGUUAAGCAAAGAGCAACAUAUGUUAAACAAUGAUUAAUAAUGGUUAUAGCAGUUAAUCAAACAUUUAUUCGUUUAUUUUCAUAAAAUAUAUCGUGUCGGUAUUUAUUUAAAAACAAUCUAUAGUUGGAAUAAGAGUGAUAGUAGCAAUGUCUGUAUAAUCUCGUUCUUGCUUUUAUACAUAUGUAGCGUACAUCUCUAUGAAAAUGAUUUUCCUUUUUUCAGAAUAUUCAAAUAUUCUCUAUUUCUUGUUUUGAAAUUUGAUAUGAGUCAAAAAUUAAUUUAGAAAAUUCAAUUUCUCUUAAUAGCUCAUUUGAAAUCGAGAUAAACCAAUAAGGACAUAGUGUUUUUACCAACGAGUGCAAUGAUCUUAGGAUGUAGUGAAUCAAAUGAAGAAAAUUCAAUUCUAUUAUUAUCGUCAACUUUAUUGUAGUACCAUUCUUUAUCUCUUCCAUUAUUUUGAGCAACUCAGAAAACUGCAGCAAUACGAUUGACAAAGAUGUUGAGCUCUUCAUUUCGUUAAUGAAAAGAAAAUAGUCAAAGAAAGAUAUAAUUAAGAUAUUUCUUUUAUUUAUACUGAUACUAUUCGCAAUGCAUGAUAUUAUUUGAUGUUCUCUUAGUUAAUUUGUAAGAAAAUAACUCGCGAUUCCUUUAAAUUUGAUGUCUUAUCAAGUUUUUCCUAUUUGAAUUGUACCGAUAGUAGAAUAAUUAAUGUAUCAUUUAUGCAUAAAUGAGUUAUACACAAGAUUGAUAAGUAUCUUACAGAAGGUCUUAUGAAAAAAGAUAAAAGAAAUAUAUAUAUAUAAACGUGAAUAUAAACUAAUCUUUUUGAACUCAAAAAUAAAUUGUCAUGAAACGAUAACAGAGAACAAAGUGAAUAUUGUGCGCUUUAGAUCUAACAAAAAAAUGUUUUUAAUCAUACACAUUAUCUUAAUAAGUUAAAAUAAAAAGAGAGCUCAUUAGCAUAGACUCAAUUACUAUUUGUACGAUUAAAAAAUUCAAAACAUUCUUAAAGAUCAAGAUUUUAACUAUCCAUGUGAAUUUAGGAAUAUCUAUAUAAUUGUUAAUCAUUACACCCAACAUCUUUUGAUACUUUUAUUAAUUAGUGGUUUUGAAAUUAGGAUAAAUUGAAAUCUUCUUCCCUAGUUAGUGUGUAUUUACUGAAUGUAGCUCCAAAACAAAUGACGAACACUAAACCAAUCCAUUACACCAGACCACACAUUAUUAAUCUUUUUUUCCUCAUACUUUUGAAAAAAAUGUUUUUUGCUGGUUUUUUUAUUGUCUUUUUUUCUCCUUAAGACGAAAUUUAUUCAAGAAAAAAAUGAAAAAACAACAUUAAAAAAACACGUAAAAAUAAUAAAUUUAAAGAAUUUUCCUAAAUAAUGAAUUUUUUUAAUUUCAAAUAUCUAACUCUGUCAAAUUCAUUUCGUUUCAGUUAAACUUUAAUUAAAGAAUAAAUAUAAAAUAUUUUUUCGUAAAUUUCUUUCGAAAACGAAAUAAAAGUAAGAAUUAUUUAAUUUUAAUUUUAAUUUUUUUAAUUUUAAUUUUUUGAAAACUAUAAUAACUAUAAAAAGUGGAGAUCUUUAUUUGUUCUAAAUGAAAUUGAAAUUAUUUGAAUAGAUUUGUUUUUAUUCGAUUUAAAAAUAAAUAAAAUAAUUCUAUUUUUUUUUACUUUCAUUUUAAUUUAAAUGAAAUGUAAUGUAAUUUUAUUGUAAAUUAAUAAAAUUAAACAAAUCAGAAUAAUUAGAUUUCAAAAUAUGUACGAAAAAAGAUUUAAUAUAAAUUUUCAAUAUUUAAGAAAAAAAAAUCACAAAAGCUCUCCUUGUUAGAGAACCUGUUUUGGUAUGUAUAGCGUAUACAUACUAACCCAUACGCAUACGGAAGUCGCUCCGUUCGACAUGGAAUCUUAUCAAAAAACUAAAAAUCCUCGUAAAGCACCUUUUGUAACACAAAUUACUACUUUUCUCUAGUCUGAAAUGACUUAUUAUGCUGGUAUAUAAAAUAUAAGUUUACUUUUUUUGAACAUUCUAUAUCACAAGACAAUGAGCUACAGACUCAAAAUAAGUUUCACUAGAACAUAGAAAUCUCCUUAGAGGAUAUUAAUGUGAGUGUGAGUGUAGGUGAGGGUGAAGAGGAUACCAACACUCAUUCACAUCCUACUCUUUUCUAAAACUCCACAUCAAUUUUAACUGCAGUGUGUUCCGCUCGAACUCCAUACCACUCUACUCCUUUUUUCUAAAAUCCUACUCUAACUCCCAUUUAACUUCAAUUUCAGUCGGAUUUUACAAAACUGAACUUCUGCCAAAACACUCUUCAAUACACAUAAGUUUUUGAACAUAAUUAAAUCUACGAUCGAUAUAAAUUAGUAGCAUAUUAAUUUAUUGCUUUAUAAACUUUCUCAUAGAAUUCAAAGAUAGGCACCUCCAUUCUGUCCUGUUCCUACUCCAUUUCCACUCUGAUGAGAAAAAGCAUCAACUUUGGAGUUGAAAUUGCCCAUCUCUGAUAUCAACUAUUUCAAAAUACUUACUCUUCAGAUACUCCUGAACAUAUCCAUAAUAUGCGAGCUUACAAAAGACUUCUCAAAACAAGUACUACAUAAGGAUUAUAGCAUGAUCCUCAUAGAAGAUACUCAUUAUUUUUAGAUUUUCAGAUUUUGACAGAGUAUCUUAUUUAGUCAUCAAGAUUCUCUUCGAGGAUCCUAAUAGAAUAGUUUGAAGAUGGUGUUCAUCAAAAGUUAAAAAUAGCAUUUUAGAACACUUUCUUUUCAAAGCCCAUAAAAUCCAUAGAUCCCAAUGUUUGUCACUGGAGAGCUUCGUUCGGAUUGACAUUCAUCUUUUCAGCAUUUGUAAAAGAAGAAGUCCCCUCAGAUUACAUAGAUUCGCGUGGAAUCCUCUCAACUUUGUUCAGUUUCGCCUGUAUCCAAACCUUCUCAUGAUCCUACUCAGAGUACAUCACGGUUGUUCUUCGAACAGCUUCACAUAACUUAUCAAAAGCCUUAUAAAAUUUCACCGGCAUUCUCUAUGCAAAUACUUAGGAGAUUCUUCGGUAGAUCUACAUUCAUCAUACAGAAAAUCAUGUGUCCUUAAGGUUUCCUAAAAACAUAGGGAUUAGGUUUGAUAUUUUGUUGUUCAAUGAUUCGAUAUUCUUCUCACAAGAUACAGAUAGAAUCUUCUCUGAUGUUCAUAUAAAUGAUCAUUCUGCCAAAAAGAUUCUGAAUCCUUGCAAUUCUGAAUAAAAUCCUCAGAUCCUUAUGUUUUUCUAUCAAAAGCUUAUAUGGAAUUAGUAUUACUCUUUCUUGGAGAACCUCCUUACAGCAAUCUCCAGGUGUUAUUUUUAUGAUCAAAAAGAUCUUGGCAAAAACUAGAAGUAACAUAGAUGUAAGAAUCGUUACCAAAUCCUUUUUUUCUCAUAAGAAACCAGGAAAAGAUUUCUGAAUUUUUAUCUGUGGAAUGAGCAUUCUCAAAGAUGAAUGACAUAUUUGUAGCGCUUGCUCUCAUCAGAGACGGAAUCCCUUCGAUAACGACGAUUUCUUUUCUUUUUUGUUCAUUGUAGUAAUUCCUAAUAUUCCAGCCGAUGCCCGAUGGGCACAGAAUGGAGUGACUGUUGCUGGAGGUCAUGGACAAGGCAGUGCCACCAAUCAACUCGACCGUCCUUUUGGUCUCUUCGUUGAUGAUGAUCAAACGAUGGUCAUCGCUGACUGGGGCAAUGAGCGUAUCAUUCAAUGUAAGAUGGGUGAUACGAAUGGACAAGUAGUAGCUGGUGGCAAUGGCCGGGGAAAACGAUUGGAUCAAUUGAAUAGUCCAACCGAUGUAUUGAUUGACAAAGAGACGGAUAGUUGCAUUAUUUGUGAUCGAGAGAAUCGACGAGUCGUACGCUGGUCUCGUCGUAGUGGUACAACUCAAGGAGAAAUCCUCAUCGACAACAUCGCUUCUUUUGGAUUGGCCAUGGAUGAUCAGAGAUAUCUCUACAUCUCUGACUACGGCAAACAUGAAGUAAGACGAUAUCAAAUAGGAGACAAGAAUGGAACUAUCGUGGCUGGUGGCAAUGGCGAAGGUGAUGGUCUCAAUCAACUCAACUGUCCGAUCUACAUCUUUGUCGAUCAACAACAGACUGUCUACGUGUCAGACUGCUACAAUCAUCGUGUAAUGAAAUGGAAUAAAGAUGCGAAAGAAGGAAUUGUCGUCGCUGGAGGUCAAGGCACAGGGAAUGCUCUGACACAAUUGUCGUGUCCUAAUGGACUAUUUGUCGAUACAUUGGGUACCAUCUAUGUGGCAGACUCGUCGAAUCAUCGAGUGAUGCGUUGGCCUACAGGAGCGAAACAGGGGACUGUCAUUGUGGGUGGAAAUGGUGAAGGAGAAGGAGCAAAUCAGUUCGACUGUCUCGAAGGUGGAUUUAUCACAACAGAAAAGAAUGAAACAAGAUAUAUUCUUCUUUUGAAUAAAAAUUUAUUUAUAUCGACAUCAAGAUCAACAAUUUGUUAUUCAUGUACAAUGAUUUGGAGAAUUUUAUGUUUAAUGAAUAAUGUUGAUAAACCCAUCUGUACAAUUAAUUUAAUUAAUAAUUAA
This is a messenger RNA of Rotaria sordida, 5321 nucleotides long. NCBI's taxonomy places the organism in Eukaryota, Metazoa, Rotifera, Eurotatoria, Philodinida, Philodinidae. The record is from the annotation of a GenBank genome assembly.